Molecule: messenger RNA, 291 nt
Organism: Penicillium verrucosum
Lineage: Eukaryota; Fungi; Ascomycota; Eurotiomycetes; Eurotiales; Aspergillaceae
Product: F1F0 ATP synthase subunit i
Exons: 4
Coding region: 74-256 (60 amino acids)
Biological process (GO): proton motive force-driven ATP synthesis
Molecular function (GO): proton transmembrane transporter activity
Source: RefSeq, a predicted model, not a curated record
CUCCUCUUCCGUCCUCCUGCCUCACCAUCCUCCCGAACGCCGAAUUCUCUCCGCAUUCGAUUCACCUGUCACAAUGUCUCUCCUCGGAAAGAAGUUCCCCGGCGCUAUGGCCAAGCCUAUGACUCCCUUCUUCGCUGCCGGCCUCAUUGUGCUCUACGGUGUCAACUCUCUCCAGAACGCUCUGUCCAACACCGCUCAGUUCCAGAACGACCCCCGUAACCCCAACGCUAAGCCCGCUGGCAAGGCUGACCACUAAAUUGGGUCGACGAUGAAUGCAUUUUGAGGUCCCAU